CAUGGACAUGUUCGUCAGGAUCUUUGCUGUACUGGAGCAAACACUGAGAGGAACCGACUGAUUGGAAACAAAACAACAUUUUUAGGUCAAACAGACAUAUCCUGUUCAGCCAUGGUUAGUGUGGAUUUUCGGUCACUCACCAAGCCAGUGGGCAUUUUGCGAAUAAUGUCAUCCAUCCUAACUUGUAUGUGUUUUAGCCUGGUGGCAACAGUGGGAUAUGUUCGAUCUUCCUACUGGUCAUGGUGCAUGUUCACCUGGUGUUUCUGCUUCUUCUUCACCUUUCUCAUCCUCAUCCUGGAGUUCAGCACUGUCAGUGCAAAAUUACCUUUUGCCUGGGAAGAUUUCACCACUGCCUUCGCUAUGCUGGCGACACUCAUGUGCCUUACAACUUCCAUCAUCUACCCGACCUUUUUCACCUGCAACAACUGCCAUCGCGCGAUUGGUGCCUCUGUGGUGUCCUGGGUCUGUUUCGGGGUGUAUGCAGGCGAAGUGGUUUUAACUCGCCUUCGUCCAAGAGGGGAGACCAUUGGGUUCCUCUCCACUUUGCCUGGUAUAAUGAAGAUGCUGGAGACAUUCAUCGCCUGUCUCAUCUACACAUCCCUGGAGCCCAGACAGUUCCACACCCCAGGGCUGAGGUGGUGCGUGGCCGUGUAUUGUUUGUGCUUCAUUUUUGCCAUCUUCAUAAUCCUGCUCUCCCUUGGACAGCUGGCCUCUUUUUUUCCAUUACCCUUCGACAAGGUAGUGAUUGUCUAUAACAUUUUGGCAGCAGUGAUGUAUACAACAGCUGUGGUGAUAUGGCCACUGUAUAGUUUUCGUGACAAUAGCAGCUGUGGCGCUGUCCCCUGUCCCCAGGAAAAACUGGUGGUGGUCACCUUUAUGACGAUCUUCAACUGGAUUGUUUACACCCUGGACAGUGCCUACUCUAUACGUCUUGUGUUCUGUGUCCGUGACCAGUGAAGGCACUGCCUUAUCAAAACUAACUGAGAGCAAAAUGUAUCUAGGUUUGAAGUGAUAUGAAAGGAUUUGUAUAGAACUGUUCCAGAGUCGUACUGUAAACUUUAAGACUCGUUAGAAAGGAUGUAAAGUUAGUUAAUGAUUAAAACUGUAAUAUCACUGUCAUAAAAAAUAAGGAAUGGCCUGAUGGAACUUUGGAUCCUGAUACACAAAGAGUGAUCAAACAGUCCAGGUAAUAAUACUGAGCUCUUAUUCUAGUUUAUUACACUGGGUUAUAGUCAAAUUAUGACUUGCUCAUCUCGUCAUUUAUAGAUGCUGCAGCUUGUUGAUCCAAGGAAGCAGUUUCCAUUUUGGGUAAUAUGCUUCAAUGUCUUGUAGAGAGUAAAUUGAUACCACUAUCUUAUGGUAAAUAUGUCAGAAAGUUACUUCACCUGGCCAAGAAAUAGCUGUUUCGCAGAGGUAGCUUCACAU
This is a messenger RNA of Larimichthys crocea (large yellow croaker), 1425 nucleotides long. Its product is annotated as myeloid-associated differentiation marker-like. The record is from RefSeq and is a predicted model, not a curated record. NCBI's taxonomy places the organism in Eukaryota, Metazoa, Chordata, Actinopteri, Sciaenidae. Gene Ontology annotation, cellular component: membrane. The coding region runs from base 112 to 957 and encodes 281 amino acids. The transcript has a single exon.